AUGAAGAAAUCAUCUGCAUAUUUAUGUCAAAUAGUAGUAAGAAGUAAUGGUCUUGUGCAGAAAGCAUGCUGUGGAUGCCCAGCUGGCAUAGAUGGACGCUGUAACCAUGUUGCAGCAACACUGUUCUCCCUAGAGGAGUUCUGUAAAGUCAGGGAGAAGCAAGAAAAUGAAGAGGCGUCUACUUCUCAAAAAUGCAAAUGGAAUGUACCUAGGAAGCGCAAAAUUGAUCUCGUACCGAUUGCAAAUUUUAAGUUCCGUAAACAUGAGCAUGGAAAAGAGAAGAAGUUAAGACAUCCAGUUAUUUCACCUGGACRUGAUGUGAGACCAGCUAGUCACCACAACACUGACACUAACAAGAAUACAAAACUUUAUAACAUUUACUCUAAAGUUAUUGAUUUUCAAGACAAGACUGGUAAACUUAUUGGUCUUAGUCAUAUCUUACAAAGACAUACAACAGAUAACAUCAAAGGUGCUGUAAGCUUAGACCAUAAUUAUUCCAAACUGCCCCCUAAUGAUGAUGAUGAGCCAUUAAGAAGUGAUGGUCAACCUACAGAUGAUAAAGAGUCAAUCAGUGAUUUCAACUUGAUCUCUCCAAUUAAAGUCCAUCCUGUAUCUCUAUCAGAAAUCCAGAAGAGAUGUGAAGCUGUCAUUGAUAAACUACAAAUAACAGAAGAAAAAGUACACAACAUUGAGCUUCAAACUAGAAAGCAAUCGCAGUGUAGUGAAUGGUUUAACCAUAGAAAAUACAGGAUCACUGCCUCUAAGGCUUACCGUUGUGCCUCACUAAAACAAUCAACUUCACCAACAAAAGCAGUUGAAGAAGUUUUGGGUUACAAGAAAGGUUAUUCCUCAAAAGCAAUGGAAGAUGGUCUUAAACAAGAGCCAAUUAUAAUCAAUGAAUACAUCAAAGAGAAAGAGAAGAAUGGUCUAAGUGUUGCUGUGAAAGAUUGUGGCCUUUUUGUUAGUUCAACACAUGGUUUCCUUGGGGCAAGUCCCGAUAGCUUAAUCACUAAACAUGAUGGUAACUCUGAAUCGACUGGUUUGCUGGAAAUAAAGUUCAUUCAAGUAGAUGAGUCCGAAACACUCGCAGAUGCACUAGUACGAAAGAGAAUUUGUGUCUCUAUCAAUGAUUGUGUUGAAGUUAAUACAAAGCACAAAUAUUAUUAUCAAGUCCAACAUCAGAUGUUUGUAACAGGCAAGACAUGGAAUGAUUUUGUUGUAAAGGGCUCAUUGGAUAGCACACUGUAA
Actinia tenebrosa (Australian red waratah sea anemone) is the source of this 1248-nucleotide messenger RNA. RefSeq lists its product as uncharacterized. NCBI's taxonomy places the organism in Eukaryota, Metazoa, Cnidaria, Anthozoa, Actiniaria, Actiniidae. The record is from RefSeq and is a predicted model, not a curated record.